Messenger RNA from Podarcis muralis (Common wall lizard), 3233 nucleotides. The record is from RefSeq and is a predicted model, not a curated record. Lineage: Eukaryota; Metazoa; Chordata; Lepidosauria; Squamata; Lacertidae.
ACAACGGGUGAAGGCUCACAUGACUGAAUGUUUCUCCAUUAAAAUAUAGCAGGAUUACCUGUAUGUGGGAAAACUAGUAUGUCAGAAAAGUCUAGGCCAGAAGCUUCUUCCUGAGCAGAUACUUUUCUAUGUGCAAGAUAUGUUUGUUUGUUUUGUGUGUGUGUGUGUGUGUGUGUGUCAUGUCAGUUCACCUCCUCAUUAGGAGACUCAGAAAAGGUUUCAUGACCUCCUCCGCUACUUGUGAGAAGGAAGUUUUCGUCCAAAUUAACUUUAGCAGGAUUUAGGCCUCGAUGUUUCCUGGUUUCCAUGGCAACCACAGCCAAGCAGCCUCUGAGCAGAUUACACAGAUUAAGCAGGCCAAAGAGAUGGAUCCACCCCGGAGCUGAACACAGUCCCUUCCUUCGCCUUUCAGGACAAAAACCAUGUCGGGAAAUGAUGGGAGCCAGCCUCUAUGACGCGAAGCCCAGUCACCUGUCGUUUCAUGAAUUUUCAAAUAUAUAAAACUCCACGCAACAACUGCUGAAGGGAGGGUGCCGGUUUUCUGCACGAUGAGCAAGAGCGCCGCCGAGAGGAAGAGAGAGAGCCGGGCGAGGCAAAGCGACGAGCAGAGACUCCUUGAGCGAGAGAAGGCGAGGAGAGCAAUGAAGAUGAUCAGGGAAGACCGAAAGCUGGACAGCGCAUACCAAAAGAAGCACAGGAAAGACUCUUGGAAGAGGAUGCGCCUCAUGAGGCAAAGGAGGAAAGAUGCUGAAGAGGUGCUGAGGAAGGCCGGGUCCUCUCAGGCAUCGCCACUUACGCCACACCAAACAUUUGGGCACUGGAUACCACCAGAAGUCAAAAUGGAGGACCAAGACCUUGAAGAGCCUGAAACAGGGGAGAUGCCUGAGGCGGGAGGAAGGGACCUGCGUGUUGUCCAGGUUGAGACCACUGAAGAGCUGUCAAGAAGGCUGUCUCCAUUCCCAAUAAAGGAGGAACCAGAGGACGGGUACUGUGAAACCCAUUGGCAAGGCUUCAUGCAGCCGGCACAACCCCCUCACACAGAACAUGAUGAUCCAUGCUUGCUUGAUCCUGAGUCUGAAGAGGGCCCUAGGGAUUUGCUCAUUCUGUCUGCCAGUGGAGUGACAGACACCACUCAGUGGCCUCGGAGCGAGCUUACGAAGCGAACCCUGCCAGACUUUUCGAGAGGAUCCCUCAAGGUCUGUGAGCAUCGCCUGGAUUCUCCUGCAAGAGUGAAAGAAGAGAGUCCAGACCUAGGCAGCUUGGAGGCACGCUACCACAACUUCAGGCACUUCUGCUAUCGAGAAGCCGAAGGACCCAUGGGGUUGUGGAGGCAUCUCCAGGAGCUUUGCCACCAGUGGCUGAGGCCAGAAGAGCACACCAAGGAGCAGAUCCUGGAGCUGGUGAUCCUGGAGCAGUUCUUGGCCAUCCUGCCCCCGGAGAUGCAGAUCUGGGUUCAGGGGCAUGGCCCAGAGACUUGCGCCCAGGCAGUGAUUCUGGCAGAGGAUUUCCUGCUUGGGUCACAGGAGCUUGAAGAGCAGAAGCAGCAGGUUAACCUGAUGUUUGAAGAGGCGGUUGCUAGCUCACCAGAGGCAGAGGAGGAGCCAAUAGCACAACUUUGCACAGAAGGACUGCGGAAAGGCAAAAGUAGAGCCAUCAUGUUGGCUCAGGUGCAGCCCAAAGCAAAAAGGAAGAUGCAGGACCAAGGACAAGCCAAAUUGGGAGAGGAUUUGGCAGCACAAGAAGGAGACCUUCAUGUGGUCCAGAUGGAGACCACAGGGGAGUCACUGGAAGGGGCAGCAGCAUUGCAGCCAAUUAAACUGGAGCCUGAGGAGGGGCAGCGAGAGCGCUGGGAAGCACAGUUGCAGGACUUCCUUAGGACAAUGCAGUCCCCUCCCUCAGGGUGGAAGAACCCACAGACCCCACCUGCCUCGGGGAAGCCUGCAGAGGAGGACGGCAGGGUCCUCUCAACGACGGGAAGGAGCGAUGUCAGCCAGUGGCCCAAAGGACUGUGGGUCACCCAAAGGCAGACAGGCCUGAGCAGAGAAGCUCAGCAGGCUUCUGACAACGUGGACUCCUCCGAGAAAGCAGAAGAGGAGGGGCUUCUCGACGAGGACGCUGCCAGCGUGGAGGCUCUGCGCCAGCGUUUCCGGCAGUUCAGCUGUCGGCAAGCUGAGAGGCCCCGAGACGUCUGCAAGAGGCUCUGGGAGGUUUGCCACCAGUGGCUGAAGCCGGAGAGGCGCUCAAAGGAGCAGAUCUUGGAUGUGCUGAUCCUGGAGCAGUUUCUGAGCGUCCUCCCUGUAGAGAUGGAGAGCUGGGUUAGGGAACGCCGUCCAGAGACUUGUGCCCAGGCGGUGGCCCUGGCAGAGGUCUUCCUCCUGAGGCCACAGGAGCCCAAGAGACAGGAGCCAAAGGUGUUGUUCCCACCAGAGGAUGAGCUGAAUUCUCUGGAGUCAUCUGGAGCCCCUUCAGAUUCCCCAAAGACGAUGCAGAGGCUCCCCCUGGAGGCCAAAACAGAGGAUGAGGUGGACAUCAACUUACUAAAUCGGUACAUACAGAUGAACGUGUGCUUCAACGUGGAAACUCGAGAACUGCGGAAGAGGCUCCUGGCCAGACAGCGCCAGAGACGCCACAGAGCGCGGCAGACCCCGGAGCAGCGGCUGCAGCGCCGGCGCGUCGAAGCCGAAAGGAAUGCGCGGCGCCGGGCUACUGAAACCCCCGAACAAGGGGCGGUUCGCAGGCAAAAGGAUGCACAGAGGAAGUUGCAAAAAAGGAAGUGUCCCCUUGAUGCCCAUCCUCUGGCUGUUCUUCAGACAGACUCUUGUGAGACCUUGGCAGGGGCAGAAGAUGCCACAAUCACCCCCAGCGUCCUUGCCAUUGGAGAAGUCGGUGAAGUGGCCAAGAACAGCUGCGGUUCCCUGGCCCUUUCCACCUUUUGACAUUGCACCAAAUAUUUAUCUGGAUGAACAGGGCUAGAGGAAUCCCAGGCACUGGGUCACCAGGGCACACAGAUAUUUGAAAUACUUUUCUAGCUCUGUUGGAGAAUGUAUACACUCAGCCAAAAGUUAACGUUUGAUUGUGUUGGAGGGAUAUCAGUUCUAGCGUCUUUCGCCGUGUUUUAACUGUGUUUAAUUUAUCUGUGUUUUAAUUUAUCUUUUGGAGUCUGUUACUUGCCCAAGAGCUGACAUGAAAUAUACAUGCAUAAUAAAAAGUUAAUUUUUAUUUAUUAUUUUGAA